CGGUCCCAAGUUUCAAGCUCUCUAAUAAUAAUAAGCUCCAAUCCAAAAGGAGGAGGUAGAGGAGAUAUUAAAAAGAAAAAAGAAAAAGAAAAAAAAGGAGCUUAGAGAUUAGGAAUUGUCGAUCGGACGGUGGGGAUCGAUCGACGAGAGGAAAAAAAAAAAAUGAGCGGUCACGAUCUUCAGCUGCCGCCGGGGUUCCGGUUCCAUCCGACGGAUGAGGAGCUCGUGACGCACUACCUCUGCAGGAGGUGCGCCGCGAUGCCGAUCGCCGUCCCGAUCAUCGCCGAGGUCGACUUGUAUAAGUACGACCCGUGGCACCUCCCUGGUAUGGCGAUGUACGGAGAGAAGGAAUGGUACUUCUUUUCGCCGAGGGACCGAAAGUACCCGAACGGGUCGAGGCCGAACCGGGCGGCCGGGUCUGGUUACUGGAAAGCGACGGGCGCGGACAAACCGAUCGGCUCGCCUAAACCGGUCGGCAUUAAGAAGGCCCUGGUUUUUUACACCGGGAAGGCGCCCAAGGGCGAGAAAACGAAUUGGAUCAUGCACGAGUACCGGCUCGCUGACGUGGACCGGUCGGCCCGCAAGAAGAACAGCCUCAGGCUAGAUGAUUGGGUUCUGUGCCGAAUCUACAACAAAAAAGGUGCUCUCGACAAGCCGACUGGUUCGGACCGGAAACCAUCUGGUUCGGGGAGCAUGAUUAGGCCGUGUUUGUCACCCCCCGAACAAAAACCGGUUCUAUUACCCGCGCACUCGCAUAUGCAACCGUUUACCGAGAUGGCUUAUUUUGAUCCUCCGUCUGAUUCGAUCCCCCGGUUGCACACGGACUCGAGCUGCUCCGAGCACGUGAACUCGGCCUCGCCCGAGUUCGCGUGCGAGAGAGAGGUAGAGAGCCAGCCGCGGUGGAAGGAGUGGGAGAGGGUGUUCGAGGAGCCGGUUCAGCCCGGACCAGUUCUGCCCCACUUCGAACCGUCCGGUCUGGCUUCGCCCGGGUUCAGGGACCCAUUUCCGCAGGACAUUCUCAUGUACUGGACCAAACCCUUUUGAACAAAUCGGGCCGGAUGCAGAUGGAAAAAAAAGAGUCUAAAUUGAGCUAAAUUCGGUUCGACUCCGAUUAUAACUUAAUCGAGUCGGGGCAUUUGGGGCCGUUUGAUAUAGAUCGUGCGGCUGCGGCGGCCGGCGAGAUGAGAUCGUGGGGCUCGGAUUUGCCGGUGGGGGUGGGUGGGUGUUGAUAUGCUUGUGUACAUAUCACAUAAGUGUAUUGGUUGAUUGUGGAGGGAAAUUACAAUUAUGCCCAUCAUUCUUGAAGGAAAUAUAAUAUUUUUGUUAGUGUAGUAAAGUAAUGAAAGCUUUAAUUCAAGAUCACAUACUGUGGUUGCGUAGAUGAUCACAUGUUGUUGUUGUUGUGAUGUAAACAAAAAUCAGUAUAUGCUGUAAGAUACAUAGUAUGAACCUUAAAAAAGAGUAAAUUUUAAUCUAUA
Messenger RNA from Ananas comosus (pineapple), 1478 nucleotides. RefSeq names its product NAC domain-containing protein 48-like. Lineage: Eukaryota; Viridiplantae; Streptophyta; Magnoliopsida; Poales; Bromeliaceae. The record is from RefSeq and is a predicted model, not a curated record. Bases 163 to 1044 code for a protein of 293 amino acids. Gene Ontology annotation, biological process: regulation of DNA-templated transcription. Gene Ontology annotation, molecular function: DNA binding. The transcript is spliced from 3 exons.